Molecule: messenger RNA, 9218 nt
Organism: Columba livia (rock pigeon)
Lineage: Eukaryota; Metazoa; Chordata; Aves; Columbiformes; Columbidae
Gene: WNK2
Product: WNK lysine deficient protein kinase 2
Exons: 29
Coding region: 355-7452 (2365 amino acids)
Biological process (GO): positive regulation of potassium ion import across plasma membrane; protein phosphorylation; intracellular signal transduction
Cellular component (GO): cytosol; cytoplasm
Molecular function (GO): protein serine/threonine kinase activity; ATP binding; potassium channel inhibitor activity
Source: RefSeq, a predicted model, not a curated record
GGGCCGGAGGAGCGGGGGAGGGCGGGGGGCGGCGGCGGCCCAUGGGGGUGCGGCGGAGGCUGCCGCAGGGCUCGCCGCGGGCAGGGGCGCACUCGGCGCCCUGAGCCGCGGGUGCGGAGCGGGAGGCCGGCAUUGCGGGCAGGGGCGUGCUGCAGCGCGCAGGGGCGGGCCGCGGAGCUCCGCUGCCGGCGGCCGGCUCGCUCGGCUCUCCUUUCCGCGGCGCGCACCCCCCGCCAGGCUCACGCACAGCGGUAACCGCCCCUUCUCCCCGCCGCCCUUCUCAUCCUCGUCUCAUGGCGCUGAGGACGGCAGCCCCCCGCUCCGCACGUGGCGGCUCAGCGGCUCGGCGCGGACAUGGACCUCGGUGACUCCCCCAGCCCGGGGAAAAGCGCUGAAACCUCAAACCGAAUGGAAACUGGGGGCGAUGCCAGAUCGGCACCUCGGCGGGGAGGAAGAGGAGGAGGAGGAGGUGGCGGGUUUCCAGCGGCUGCCGAGCCCAGCGCUCCCCCGGUUGCGGAGACGAGCAUGAAUAUUGACGGGCCCGUCGGUGCCGGGAGGAGCGGGGCGGCUGCCGCUGCAAUGCCGGGAGCCCCGGGGGCACCUGCCCCGCCGCUCCGCGCCCCUUGCUCCAGGGAUCCCAAAAUGGUCCAUCAGCGGUUUCUGCGGAGGAGCGUGGUGGACUCGGACCAGGAGGAACCUGCUUUCGACCUCCCCGAGUCAGAGCAUCAGAGGAAAAUUAUUCUGCUCCCUAAAACCAGGAGGAUAAUUGCGGAGAGGGCAAAGGCAGGGCAGGGGGCCGUGGAGAAGGUCUGCCUGGAGGCCGAGCCUGCGGGGGAGCCAAAGGCACCGCCAGCCCCUGGCAGUGUCGGAGGGGCUGAGGAGCAGAAGGACGCUGGCAAAGAUGUGGAGAGGAAAGAGGCGUCAGAUGCUUCCAAAGAUCAGAGCAAGGCUAAGAAAGAGGAGCCUGAGGAGGAGGCUGACAUGAAAGCGGUUGCCACCUCGCUGGAUGGCAGGUUCCUAAAGUUUGAUAUUGAACUCGGGAGGGGAUCCUUCAAAACGGUCUAUAAGGGCCUGGACACAGAGACGUGGGUGGAAGUUGCAUGGUGUGAACUUCAGGACAGAAAACUCACUAAAGUAGAGAGGCAGAGAUUUAAAGAGGAAGCAGAAAUGCUAAAAGGCCUACAGCAUCCAAACAUUGUGAGAUUUUAUGACUUCUGGGAAUCCUGUGUAAAGGGCAAAAGAUGCAUUGUGCUGGUUACCGAGCUGAUGACCUCUGGAACGCUGAAGACGUAUCUGAAGAGAUUCAAAGUGAUGAAACCGAAAGUCCUGCGUAGUUGGUGCCGGCAAAUCCUGAAGGGUCUUCUUUUCUUGCACACAAGAACUCCACCAAUAAUUCACAGAGACUUAAAAUGUGACAAUAUUUUUAUUACUGGACCAACUGGAUCUGUGAAAAUAGGAGACUUGGGUCUGGCAACCCUCAAGAGAGCUUCGUUUGCCAAAAGUGUGAUAGGUACACCAGAAUUUAUGGCCCCGGAAAUGUAUGAGGAACACUACGAUGAAUCUGUGGAUGUCUAUGCUUUUGGAAUGUGCAUGUUGGAAAUGGCUACCUCAGAAUACCCUUACUCAGAAUGCCAGAAUGCUGCUCAAAUUUACCGGAAAGUAACCUGUGGUAUAAAACCAGCAAGCUUUGAGAAAGUUACUGAUCCUGAAAUUAAGGAGAUAAUUGGGGAGUGCAUUUGCAAAAAUAAAGAAGAAAGAUAUGAAAUUAAAGAUUUAUUAAGCCAUGCCUUUUUUGCUGAAGAUACUGGGGUAAGAGUGGAACUUGCAGAAGAAGACCAUGGUAGGAAAUCCUCUAUUGCCUUAAGACUCUGGGUAGAAGAUCCUAAGAAACUGAAAGGAAAACCCAAAGAUAAUGGAGCCAUUGAGUUUACUUUUGAUCUGGAGAAGGAAACUCCUGAUGAUGUUGCACAAGAAAUGAUCGACUCUGGAUUUUUUCACGAAAAUGAUCUCAAGAUAGUUGCGAAGUCGAUCCGUGACCGAGUAGCGUUAAUACUGUGGAGAAGAGAGCGGAUUUGGCCGAGGAUGCAGUCGGAGGAACGCCGGGACUCGGAGUGCCUGGAGAAGCUGAAGGCGCCACAGGCCCAGCAGGUCCAGGUCACCUAUUUCUCUCACACGGGCCACCAUGUCCUGUCGGAGUCGGAGGAACCUGAGGCCGACCAGCACCCCUUCCAGCCAAACCUGCCCACCAGCGUCACCUCUGUCGCCUCUGACAGCACGUUUGACAGCGGCCAGGGCUCCACGGUUUAUUCGGACUCGCAGAGCAGCCAGCAAAGCGUCAUCUACUCGUCGCUGGCCGAGGCGGGAGCCCCCGCGCUGCAGCGGGUGUACAGCCCCCCGCUGAGCGACGGCCCGGCGCUGCCGCACGCGCUGCCGCCGCUGGGCCACUACCAGCCGCCCGCCGCGCCGGCGCCUGUGGGGCCCCCGCGGCCCCAGCACUACCAGGAGCCACCGAUGCCAUUCCCCGUGGUCCAACCCACCUCUGGCACCUCCCUGCCGCCCGUGAUGGCCAGCCAGCAGCAGCAGCCCCUGCCGCAGCCAGCGUCCCUGCAGCAGGUGCUGGCCGGCCAGCCCGUGUGCCCCCUCCAGCCGGCGCCCCAUCUGCUGCCCCAGUUCCAGCCGCCCAGCUCGCAGGUGGCGGCGCCCAGCACCCCCCUGAAGCCCCUGCAGAUCCCCGCCGUGCCGCAGCUGCCGCCCGUGGCCCCUUCCCAGAUUCCUCAGUUUCCUGUCAUUCCUGCAAUUACUCCUCUGGCAGGACUUGACAGCCUUCCUCCAACCCUCUCUGACAUACCUGCUGCAAACGUGCCCCCCAUCCCAGCUCCUUCUCAGUACUUUGCUCCAGCCGUGCUGCUGCCCAGCCUGCCCAUGAACCCCGCGCUGCCCAUGGCGCCCAACUCCCCCGCCCUCCCCAUGCAGGCCGUCAACCUUCCCCACACAACCGUGGCAUCUCUGGUCUUGCCCUGCCAAACAAUAGUGCCAAAUAUGUCGGCUGCUCCAAUCCCGUUGCUUGCUGUGGCGCCGCCGGGGGUGCCCGCCUUGCCGCCGCACCCCGCGGUGCCACCGCUGCCCCCGCAGCAGAUCUACCCGGCCGCCUUCCAGCAGAUGAUUGCGAGCGAGGCGCCCUCGCCCCAUCCCACGCAGAGCACGCAGGCCGUGUCCCAGCCGCAGCAACCGCCACCUCCUCAGUCACUGCAGCCCAGCAUUGUCCAUCCAUCCGAGCAGCCUCUCUCCGCGCCCACGGCCACUCACCAGCAGAUGCCGGGACACGCUCAGUUUGCUUUGGAAGCUGGAGCCCCGGUGCCCGUGCUGCCCGUGCAGCCUUCCAUGGUCAUGUCACCGCCGCUGCAGCUGCAGCCCGACCUCCUGCCCGCCCGCGUCGCUCCCGAGGGCCUGGCCCAGCUGCACGGCAGCCUCGCCGCGGCCAGCCCGCCCGUCCCCGCCGAUCCCGCUCCGCCUCUGCAGCCACAGCCCGACCUGCCCCAGCCGCUGGCUCCGCAGCUCCCGGCGCCCGGCUCGGCUCUGCCGCCGGGGCCAGACACAGCUCAAGAGGAGCAGGCAAUACAGGACAAACUUCAAAGUCUGUCACAGAGCUGUGAAAGCUACAUGAGUCCAGAUGUUGCUUCGGGUAAAGAGAUGAGUGACAGCUUUGAAGGAGCAAUAGGAAGUGGAAAACAAGAAGGAAAGUCUUCAAAGAAACAUAAGAAAUCUACCCGCGCUCGCUCGCGCCAGGAGAAGUCCAGCAGACCCAAACUGACCAUAUUAAAUGUUUGUAACACGGGGGAUAAGAUGGUGGAGUGCCAGCUUGAAACACACAAUCACAAAAUGGUGACUUUUAAGUUUGAUCUGGAUGGUGAUGCACCUGAGGAAAUUGCUACUUACAUGGUAGAGAAUGAAUUCAUAUUGCAGAGUGAGAAAGAGACCUUUAUUGAACAAAUGAAAGAUAUUAUUGAUAAAGCAGAAGAUAUGCUCAGUGAAGAUACAGAAGGAGAACGAAGUUCUGACCAGGGAACAAGUCCCCAGCAAGAUACCAAUAGACUGGAAAUGAAUGAGGAGAAGCGGCAGUCUCAAAUGAAGGCACCUGUGUAUCAACAAAAUGUUUUGCAUACUGGGAAAAGGUGGUUUAUUAUAUGUCCAGUUGUGGAAAACCCUACUACUGAUGCACCUGAAUUUUCUCCGCCAGUACCUCAGAGUUCGCAGCAGUCUGAAGGUCCAGACGUGAAGCAGUUGAAUGACCAGCCGGCGAGCUCUGCGGUGACAGACCUGCCUGGUGUCUUAGCUGCCCAGCAGCUUCCCCUACAAGCCAGCGUGUGUGACAGCCCCGCUGGAGUCUCCCUGUCCUUGGCACAAGCUCCUGCUGCGCCGUCCUCAGCCAGAGCGCUGGGCCAGGCGGAGUUCCCCGCUCCGGCACCACCGGGACCUGCUCCAAACCUCCUGGAGCAGGCGGCUGCUAACGGAGCUCAGCUGGAAUAUUCCCCACAGAAGGCCGCGAUGGCCACUCAGCCCGCCGCUCCUGUCCCCCAUGCCACUGUGCCAGAGGAGCCUCCCGACGCUCUCCUGGCUCCUCCGCGCCGGCAGCCACCGGCCGAUGAGGGCAUGUGUCUCCCUGACGUGGAGAUUGCCUGCUGCAGCGUGGGGCCGCACACGGCGGCUCCAGCGAAGGCGGCGGAGCUCUGCCCGUUGCCCGUGCUCCCCGACGCCGUGGUGCUGGAGCGGCAGCCCGCGGCACAGGCCCCUCCUCACCUGCCGGAGGUUGGCCCGCACGGCGCGGUGCCGCACGCCUUCCUGAGCCAGGCGUUCCCCGCGGCCGACCCGCUGGCUCUGGCGGGCUCUCGGCUCCAGAGCCCCACGCAGGCGGUGGCAGCCGCGUCCCAGCCGCACGCAGUGCUGCCCCAGGCGCCGCCCGCGGCCCUGGGCAUGGCCCUGCUGCAGCCCAGCGCCGCUGAGUCUGACGGAGAGGGGCCGCCCAGGGUGGACUUCGUUGACAACACGAUAAAAAGUCUUGAUGAGAAAUUGCGCAAUUUACUCUACCAGGAAUACGUUCCUACUUCUUCAGCAUCAGCGGGGACUCCAGACGCCUCUGCCCCAUUGGAACAGGGUGAGAGCGAAUUUAACUUGCCGCCUUUUCCCGAAGAUCAGGUUCCCGCGUUGGUGUUGGAUUUGAGAGAACCAAGCCAUAAAGCCGCAGGUGCCAGCCAGGAGGUGAAAGCUGCUGCUGAGGCUCCCUCGGUGCCACUGGUCCCAUCCGAGACCUCCCAGUACCCGACACUGGCCAGUCCAGCCGUGACUCUGCCCUUCACAGCCCCAAAUCCAGCCGCUACGGACAGCACUGGGACAGAGCUCAGAACCCAAGAGCCUGUGUUUGAAAUGUCAGAGGUGACCGGCAUCGGUGCUCAGUCCUCAGAAGCAAGAGGUGGGUCAGCAAGCAGAAAAGGUUCAGCUGCAAGCAUCGCUUCUGCUCCUGCUGCUACAACAAAAGGCCUCCUUCAGGUUGCACCUACAUCAUCAAGCGUAACUAAACAGAUGGAAACUUCUAAAAGGAGCGAGAAGGCCGAGACUCUGACUCCGUCUGUAACGCAGAUAUCUACAGCAGAUGGGGUGAUAAAUAACCUUCAAAGGAAUGACUCUCUAGACUCUGGUUCCUAUGGAAAACAGGCUGAAACUCAUGAUAGCGGCACACCAGCCAAAACCAUUGGCAGGUUUUCAGUAAUCAGCACGCAAGAUGAAUUAACUUUAGCAGCGCCACACUGCUUGAGGUUCUCGGCACCACCGGACGUCUAUCUGGAUGUGCUGCCUUCCAGCCCGGACCUGAAGACGGCUGUCCGGCGGGUGCAGACGGCCUCUUCUGUCGAUGUCCUCUGUGACCAGGGCUCGAGCGAUUCCGCCGAUGAGCCUUUCCAUCGGCAGCCGGCUGCUGCUGCUCAACUGUCCCCCCCCAGCAGUAGCACGGCCACCGACUUAAUUAAAAAAGCAGCUGCUUUUCUGCAAAGAUCUGGAAAAUCUAGCUCACCAGCACUCGAUUCACCGAACGGGCAUGGAACAAAAAUUCCCACCAUCAACAUCACAUCUUUCCACUCACAGUCGUCGUACAUGAGCAGUGACAAUGACUCGGAAUUUGAAGAUGCAGAUAUGAAGAAAGAAUUGCAGAACCUGAGAGAAAAGCAUAUGAAAGAAAUUGCAGAACUUCAGACUCAGCAGAAGAACGAGAUAGAGGCGCUGUACAUGCGGUUAGGGAAACCCCUUCCUCCCAACCUGGGCUUCCUUCACUCCGCCCCACCAAGCAGCCGCCGCCGAAGAACCAGCAAAAAUAAAUUGAAAGGUGGAAAACUGUUAAACCCUCUGGUCCAGCAGCUCAGGAGCGGAACACCAAGCACAAGUAAUCCUUCAGACUCUAAAGACUCACCCCAUAAAGAAACGACUAAAACUCAGCCUGGAUCUCCCGAAGCAGCCGCCGUACCGUCCUCUGCCUCGGCCACCUUCGGGAAGGCUGUUCAGACACAGCAGCCGUGCUCCGUCAAAGCCUCUUUGUCUUCUGACAUCUGCUCCGGCUUGGGCCCCGACGGAGCCGACGUGAACGCCAGCUCUGGCCAAGGCUGGACGGUUUUCCACCAAACGUCUGAGAGAGUGACCUAUAAAUCUAGUAGCAAACCUCGUACCAGAUUCCUCAGUGGACCUGUGUCUUUGUCCAUCUGGUCCACCUUGAAACGACUAUGUCUAGGCAAAGAUCACAGUAGUAGAUCCUCGACAAACAGUCUGGUAACGUGUCCUGAGCCCGUCCCACACUCGACCCUGCAGGUUCAGGCCAACAACAGUAACAACAAGAAAGGGACGUUCACAGAUGAUCUUCACAAGCUGGUUGACCAGUGGACAAGCAAAACUGUUGGAGCUGCACAGACAAAACCUUCCUUAAACCAACUGAAGCAGAACCAAAAAAGGCAAGACAUGGAGCCAAAGGCUAAUCCCAUGCAAACACAGAAUGAGACGUGUGGAGUUAAUUUGGUAAGAACAGGAUUGGGGAAAAAGUGCGUUGUUCCAGUGUCUUGCCCCAUGUCUGCUGCGUUAGCUCCCGGAGCGUCACCAUCCCUUCCGGUGCCGGUGCCAGGGCCUGCCCUCGCUGGCACGGUGACACCGUACGUGAUGCCUCUCUCUCGGUACGGAGGAGUUUUCCCUGCGCCCGUGUAUGGGCUGCGGUGGCCAGGGCCAGCUGCACAGCCUGGCCUCGUCGGCAGUGCGAGCGUGCCGGGGUUCUCACCCCUCGGCAGAACCUGCCUGGGGCUGUACCCGGUGCCGCUGCAGCCACCCAUGGCCCGGCCACCCGGCCCAAACCUGCGAGUGACACGGCCGGGUCGUCCUCCCGCGGGGAACGGGGGGUUCAGCCUCGUCACGUGGAGCAUUUGACCCGCGGCCGCCAGCCGUGCUGCCCAGGCGGGGACCGGGCCGCCGGCGCACACGGGCGCGCUGCAUCCCGCCAUCACUGUGAGGUGCUUCACGAGAGAGUUUGUCUGUUCUGGGAAGAUUCGCUUCUAUUCCGUUGCUGAAGACACUUUAUUUUGUUGUGUUCUGAUGUUUUACACUUGCGAUCCUUAAAGUCGACGUACUUGAAUUGAUGACUAGAAAAUUGUACUAUCCCCUGCAGGAGUACAGUGCCUUGAAUUUCAGCUUUUCAGUUCCAGCUGAAAAGAGAUGUAAAAUUAUUUGAAUGGUGUAUUUUAUUUACAAUCUGCUUGUGAGUUGAAGUUCUUUUUAUUUCCAAAGAUACUGAAGGUUUACAGCUGACGUUCUUCAUCCGUUUUAUUCUGCUGUAAAUGCUUUUAUUUUAAUUCCUGGGUUGAAUUUUUGUUUUUCAAGCUUUUAAAAAAAUAAUAAUACUCAUGAGGUGAGGUUUGUUUGAGAUGCCAGUCAAAAAAGCUGUUUGUGUUUGUACAAGGAGUAGUGAAAUGCACAUUUUAAAACAGGAGCAUUUACAGAGUGAUCCAAGUAAGUUGUAUAUAAGAAGAGGUAAUAGCUUCGGGCAGUGCAAUUCAUUCUCUUCCCCACUCUCUGGCAGAGUUGUUGUUGACAGCAACUUAUUUCUCCAACAGGCAGGCGAAUACUAUUUUCUUCUGUAUUGGCAGCAAAUUGGAUUACAUUUUCUUUCUCCUACUGGGCUUUUAUAAUUGAGUUAAAUUACAAAUUAAUGCAUGUUUCAUAAGUGAAAAACUCUAACUGAAAUCUUGAUUGUAGGAGAACAUGUCUCCAGGUGCCUGUAAGAACGGUGUAAGUACAGCACUUGUGUGUAUUCUGGCUUUGGCCACCGGGGUUACGAAUGAUGUUUUGCCACUGACGCGUUAGCAGUAUUCGCACUAAAAUGGAAUAAAAAUGUGAAGCUAUUCUUUUUCAUACCUCAUACUUCAGUUUUGGAGUCUCACCACCUUUCAUUUGAAAAUUUGAGUUUUUAUAUCUAUAUAUUUAUUCUUUUUUUCUUAAGCUUUAAUUAAGCUUGUGCUCUAGGUGGCAUGGACACCUCUCUCCUCUUUGAAAGUUGCUUUUUGCCCACUUUACUGUGCAUGGAGUCUCCACCUGCACCUCUCAGUCUAAAGGCACGAGAGAACCACUAAAGCUGGGUUGCUGCUGGUAAGUCUCCUUUCCCUCGGAAAGCGCAGGUCACGAACCGUGCGGUCCCAUCUGAAGGCACGUUGCUCUGUAUCUCUACUGCAAUGACAUUUUAUACUGUCUGCUGAAGGGCAGAGAUGUCUUGUGUAGCCAAGCUGUGAAUUGUAUAGUUCAGUUGUACUUUAAGCAUUAUAUCUGUCUAAAUUAUUUUGUUUGUACCCUUUGAAUAUAUUAUUCCAUCAAUUCAGUUAGAAUUGAAUUUUAUAGACAAUUAUGCAGAGUCUUCUGCCUGGGCAAAAUACUUACUGUAGUAAGAGAUUUCUGUUCUCUGUAACAUGUAUCUUUAAUUUGUUUGGGUUUUUUAGAUUCAUGUCUGUAUGCUUCAUGAGCAAACAUGGAAAAUAUGUUCUCACACCAGUUUCCCUUCAGCUUGCACUGAAUCUUACAGUUUAUGUCGCUACUGCCUGUUGUAUAGUCCAUCCCUUGUAUACUGACAAAGUCAGUGGCACUAAAAACACUGAGAAACUGUAUAGAUUAAGAAAGAAGAAAAAUAAACAUUUUGUGCUUGAAAA